Protopolystoma xenopodis is the source of this 735-nucleotide messenger RNA. Lineage: Eukaryota; Metazoa; Platyhelminthes; Monogenea; Polystomatidea; Polystomatidae. The record is from the annotation of a GenBank genome assembly.
AUGACGUUGGCUGACACCCCAACAAUUUCCCUCACAGUUGUCCCAUAUCGCUUGGUAAUUUUGGCGAGUGAGCCCGAGACAAUUGUGACCUGCAUCUAUCGUCUCAUGCACAAGCCCCCUUCGCUGAGCGCUGAUUCAUCUCUUCCAAAUGAUAGCAUUAUCCCUCUCGAUAGUGCUGCCACUGUUGCUACUUCUGGUUGUUGCUCUGGUGACAACUCCCAAACUAGUCAUGGAGUGCUGUCGACCUUUAUUGAGGAAAAAUCAUGGACAUCCGUACCCUCUGGAGGCUGGCCGGGGCUGCGAAUCCUUCGGAUAUCAGCUUCCUGGCUGCCUUGUCUGGAGAUUUGUGCCGGUCUUUUGGGGCCGUCCGACCGAAUGGCGAGCACGACCUCCCAACAAUCUGCUUCGGGUACAUCUGGUGUGGGUCAUAGGUGUCUCACAGGUCAGCAGUCCCAUCGCCAGCUCCACAACUGCCAGCAAAAAUAUCAUAACCCCCGGCAACAGCAAUAUCAGCAGUUCCAUCAGUCUCAUUCCCGCUCACAACAGCAAUUACAGCAGGCGCAACAGUCCGGUUCAUCAUAUCUGCGCUUUCAAGAUUUGGAUUCAACCGACUAUGUAAGUCUUGGUGCUUUCGCAGUAUCUUAUUUUUACUUCCAUCACUUCUAUUAUCCACUCAUGCAUAUUAUCAUAAAAUCUAUAUCCUCACAUUCAUUUACUUUCUCUGGGAUUCACUGA